AUGUGUACACCGACACGAGAUAUUUACAAUGUUCAAAAUCAAUCUCCACAGACAUUCAAAUCGGCGCUGAGAAAACUCGUCAACAGCGAUACAUGGCCCUCCGAUGGACUGCUAGACCCUGUCAAUCUGAUGCAAAUUGGCACUUUGGGUACUUUCUCGUUCGUCAAAGAUCACCUACCUUCAUCGUACAUCGCAAGUAUACAAAAGCGAUAUCCGCCGGCACUGAAAAUGGGCCAGACAGAGAAAUCAUUAACAAAACGAACGUCAUCGUAUGUCCUGUUUUUGAAGGAGCAGUAGCGAGUUUUUCGACGCUGUGGAUACUUUGUUGCAUGUAGUGUAAUCGAUAGUGGAGAUAAUUGCAAGGGGACAAUCUAGCAUGGAUAUCCAUGCCAGGGCAAAGUCCUGUGGUGGGUGACGCCAUGAGAACAUAUGAACUAAUAGUAGUAAGGAUAGAUUCCACCAGCAGACCAUUCUUUGCAAAUGGAAUGUCUGAAUAUUACGGGACGCUCGAUGUAAGGCCAGCUGUGCAAAGAACUAUAUUCAUGUUGGUUCCGAGUCUCCAUGUAGUGCAACUGAGUGAUGACUCGAGUGUUUGAUUCUAGUCUAUUACAAACUAUAUCCAACUACGGCUUGUCGUUCUACACAGUGGGAAGGUAGGCAAGAGACUAGACAGUUUCAGGGUAAAACUAAAAACCCUAAAAAUCCGAAUACCAAAGAAAUGCCGUAUGAUUAGUAAGUUUCAUUUGCUUUCGUCGCUUCAGCGGACGAGCAGUGCUUACUAUUCUGGCAUGUUUUGCCAACUACACUUUAAAUCGUGUUCAGAACUGGCAGCGCAUACCCUGCGGUAUUAUUUAGACUUACAAUAUGAAAACAUAACUGAAGGCUGAAUAUAUAGACUAACUAUAUAUUGAAAAUCACAGUUAAAGAAAAUAUUAUAUAGACUUGACUAAAAUAAAAUCAUAACUAAAG
Messenger RNA from Sphaeroforma arctica JP610, 969 nucleotides. RefSeq lists its product as hypothetical. The record is from RefSeq and is a predicted model, not a curated record. The transcript has 2 exons. Bases 1 to 297 code for a protein of 98 amino acids. NCBI's taxonomy places the organism in Eukaryota, Ichthyosporea, Ichthyophonida.